This is a messenger RNA of Zymoseptoria tritici IPO323, 1959 nucleotides long. It is a transcript of the gene MgSte20, whose product is annotated as p21-activated protein kinase. Gene Ontology annotation, biological process: protein phosphorylation; regulation of MAPK cascade; intracellular signal transduction. The transcript has 3 exons. The coding region runs from base 1 to 1959 and encodes 652 amino acids. Gene Ontology annotation, cellular component: cytoplasm. Gene Ontology annotation, molecular function: ATP binding; protein serine/threonine kinase activity. The record is from RefSeq and is a predicted model, not a curated record. NCBI's taxonomy places the organism in Eukaryota, Fungi, Ascomycota, Dothideomycetes, Mycosphaerellales, Mycosphaerellaceae.
AUGCGGAGUCCGCGACAGAGAUACAGCGAUGAGGCCAAGGAUAGCAAGAGUGGGAAGAAGAAGAGUGGAUUUUCGAGCUUCAUGAAUAAUCUCGUUGGUGCGCCGCGGAAGCCAACAAUCUCAGCUCCGGAGAACCCUGUGCAUGUGACGCAUGUUGGCUAUGAUCAGGAGACUGGAGAGUUCACGGGUCUACCCAAAGAGUGGCAGAGAACACUGCAAGCCAAUGGCAUCACCGAGCAGGAGCAGAGGAAGAACCCACAGGCUAUCAUCGACGUUGUGACAUUCUUCAACGAGAACGCUGGAGACACAGGGAGCGAUGACUACACAUAUCACAAAUUCGACAAUGCACAUCCGCAUGAUAGCCCACAGUCGCUGGGUCCUCAAGGAUAUAAUCAGAACGGCGCCAGUCCUGGCGGGUAUAUUGGAAGCCCACCGGCUAGUCCGCGAUUCCCUAAGAAUGGCCAAGAAAGCUUCGAAAACCCCAGAGCGCCGCCACCAGUACCGGGUGGUAUGAGCCAGGGUCUUGGCAUGCCUCCUUCUCGUGCCGUUUCCCAGUCCAACGGUGGCAUGCUGCCCUUGCGACCAGCGCCGAAACCGCCAGGAAGUCAAUCAGCGAGCCUCGUACCGCAAAGAGCUGCACCGCCCGCUCCAAAUGCUCAACGUGAGUAUCCGCGAACUGAUGAUGGACUGCCUGCAGUGAGAUACGCGCCUCCUACGAUCAAUGAUGUCUCGUCCAACUCAAAUUCGCCACAGUCGCGCAGUCGCGCAAACACUGGACCAUCACAGCAAUAUCAACCUCAAGCUCCCGUAUCGUCGCCACAGCAAUAUCAACACCAGCAGGAGCAGGCUAUGAAAGCUGCUCAGCAGCAGAUGAAGCAGACGACACUAGAGAGGUCGCAAUCCCAGAGGCAACAACCAAAUCCUGGAUUCCAGCCGCCGAUCACGAACCUCCCACCUCUGAACGAAUCUCGACAAGUGCCGCAUCCCGCAGCAGUGGAUCCUCGAUUGGGACCAGCACCGCGACCCAGACAGCGACCUCGCCAAUCAAUCACCAAUGCAGAGGUUGUCACACGGCUUCAGAACAUUUGCAACGCAGCAGACCCGACGAAAAAGUAUCGUAACCUGAUCAAGAUCGGACAGGGCGCUUCAGGAGGUGUCUACACGGCCUACGAGUUGGGCACCAACAAGUGUGUAGCGAUCAAGCAGAUGAAUCUGGAACAACAACCGAAGAAGGAUCUGAUCAUCAACGAGAUUCUGGUCAUGAAGGACAGCAAGCAUAAGAAUGUGGUCAACUUCAUGGACAGCUUCCUCGUCAAGGGCGACCUUUGGGUGGUGAUGGAGUACAUGGAGGGUGGCAGCUUGACGGAUGUUGUCACAUUCAACAUGAUGUCCGAGGGACAAAUAUCGGCCGUCUGCCGCGAGACACUCCACGGACUGCAAUUCCUGCACUCGAAAGGCGUGAUUCACCGCGACAUCAAAUCGGACAACAUCCUGCUAUCGAUGGAAGGCAGCAUCAAAUUGACCGAUUUUGGCUUCUGUGCACAGAUCAAUGAGUCGCACAUGAAGCGCACGACCAUGGUCGGAACACCCUACUGGAUGGCUCCGGAAGUUGUGACGCGAAAAGAGUACGGACGAAAAAUCGACAUCUGGUCCUUGGGUAUCAUGGCGAUCGAGAUGAUUGAGGGUGAGCCUCCUUAUCUGACCGAAUCGCCACUGCGCGCGCUCUACUUGAUCGCCACGAAUGGAACGCCCGCAAUCAAGGAAGAGCACAAUUUGACGCCUGUGUUCCGAGACUUUCUGGCGUUUGCGCUGAAGGUCGACCCGGAGAAGAGAGCGUCGGCGCAUGAUUUGUUGAAGCACGCGUUCAUCCAGACCGCUGAGCCGCUGGCCACUCUCGCACCGCUCGUCAAAGCAGCUCGCCUUGCUAGAAUUGAAGAGCGGAAAAACAAGGGGAACUGA